Messenger RNA from Trichoderma citrinoviride, 3393 nucleotides. RefSeq names its product S-adenosyl-L-methionine-dependent methyltransferase. The coding region runs from base 1 to 3393 and encodes 1130 amino acids. Gene Ontology annotation, cellular component: nucleus. Gene Ontology annotation, molecular function: methyltransferase activity; chromatin binding. NCBI's taxonomy places the organism in Eukaryota, Fungi, Ascomycota, Sordariomycetes, Hypocreales, Hypocreaceae. The transcript has 3 exons. The record is from RefSeq and is a predicted model, not a curated record.
AUGGACUCUAUUCGCCUCGACUCGCUCCACGAGCCAUUGCCACAGAUAAACUCACUGGAAGCGACUCCGAGCUUUGACGAAACCGUUAUUGAGCUGGUCAAAUCAGACCUUAUUCCGCCUCGUCGCGUCACUCUCUCCACAGAAACACUUCGAGAAACUUCACCGGACUGGUUCUCUUUAAACACAUCCCUGAGCGUUGAGAUACCGGACAGCGUCCAGCUUGUACCAAGAUCAUGCUACCAAGGGUUUCAACCCCCUGAUGGCCUACUGAAUUUGCCAGAAUGGAAGGCUGUUCAGACUCUUACCCCAGCCUUGGCGGAAAGCUCGCAAGACUUUGACGAAAUCCUGCUGGACGACUUUGCGAUUUACCUUGACAAGGAAACAUGUUCACAAGAAAUGCGAUCCUUGCACCAGCUCAAUACCAAGAUUGGACACAACGACUUCUACUUUGACGGCGUCGUCAGCGUUGGCGAAGCCAGGGCAUACGUGCGCCGUAUCCCCAUCAUCGCUGUCCCCAUUGGCAACUAUGGCUCAAUCUCUUACCACACUGUCCGAGACAACAUCUGGCUGCAGUCUCCUCUGAGCUACAAACGAGAGUUAUACUACAGGUUGGGAAAACCGGCCAAAGAGUAUGCACGCUUCUUUUACCCAUUCCUGUGGGUGGCGGACCUGGCGAAGCACUUUGUAGACUUUCUCUCCAUUAUGGCAGAAAACGAGCGCAGUGUUUCUAUACAUCACUUUCGGUCGACUUUUGCAGCUUGGAUGAAGAAAAGCCACAAGGAUUCGCCCGAGUUUCUCAGCUGGCUGCGUCAACACCCGAGCGAUGACUACCGGACCUCGAUAGCCGCCAACAUUGGAUUCCUCCACAAAGAGACUCUGGGGGUGUUGAACCACCGAGAGGCGUAUUCCCAUGCUAUCUGGGCCGAGAUCUGUGAUUUCCAGUCAUUCAAGGCCAUCACAAGCCAACCCAAGAUUGAGAAUCCGCCGACGAUUGUCACGCAAUACAUAUAUGACUGCUUUGAACAUCUUCCGUUUGGCGAUCGCCUUCUAGUUGUCCCCUUGAGCUCGCGGACCACGGAGCUACGCAACAGCUUGAUCCGACAACGGCACUUGGAGCUUCCGUCGAAGCUGCACCAGACAUCCAAAGACAUCUCUACAGCUCCACAAGAGCGAAUCAAGAAUAUUCGGCCAGGUGACACCAUCUCGACCCAUCGCGAUGACGCAGAGUCCGGCACAUUGUGGAAGCGAGAACUAUCCAAGGGCUUCUCUGACGUGGACAGAUGGUUUGCACUGGUGCAGUCUGUUCACGUUGACAGAAACGGGGUGCGUACCUUUGAUGUGAUUUGGUACUACAGACCUGUGGACACGCUCUGCGGGUUGAUGAAAUAUCCAUGGAAUAAUGAGUUGUUUCUCUCAGACCAUUGCUCUUGCUCUGAGAAAGUCAAGAUCGAAGAAAGCGAGGUGCUCGGUGUCCAUGCUGUUGAUUUCUGGGGCACCUCAGCAACAAGCGCGGAGCUCUUUUGCCGGCAGACCUAUCUGCAAGAAGAGAGAAGAUGGGUGACGCUGGAUGGGAAGCAUCUACAAUGCAGGCACACCUCACCAAUACCUGAUGAACAUAUGCCACCCAAGUAUCAGCCAGGGAAGACAUAUCUACUUCGUCUGAACUUGCAAGGUUCAUUUUCCGAGCCUUGUGAGUUUAUGCACACGUCGAGUGAGGGAGGUCGAAGCGUGUAUCACUUCAGGCGACUGUUGCGCCGUCGCCAGGUUGAUCCAGACGCUCGCGAUGCGCGGCCAAAUGAGCUUGUAUACAGCGAGCAAACUUGCAGAGUCAGUAGGGAUCGAAUCAUGGGCCCAUGCUUGGUGAGAUACUUCCGUGAUGAUAAAAAGAUUCCGACGCCGUAUGACCGCGACGGCACGGGAAACCUCUUCUACAUUACACAUCGACAGAUUGUCGUUGAUGGAACGUCGAAGUACGUGCCAGUUGAUGAAGCACCGGCUUCGCUGCAUCAAGGCUUUGAUCCUCACCAGAAGUUGCAGAAGCUUCGCGGAAUGGAUCUUUUCUGCGGAGGCGGCAACUUUGGCAGGGGGCUUGAGGACGGCGGAGGCAUCCAAAUGAAAUGGGCGAAUGACUACGACAGCAAGGCCAUCCACACAUACAUGGCCAACGUCAGAAACCCCGAAGACGUCCACCCAUUCUUGGGGUCAAUUGACGACUUACAACGCCUUGCCAUUGAGGGCAGCUUUGCGGACAACGUGCCCCUGAUUGGAGACGUUGAUUUUGUGUCCGGCGGCAGCCCCUGUCCUGGCUUCUCACGCCUGACCAACGACAAGACGACGGCAGCGCAGAGGAAGAACCAGUCGCUUGUUGCGGCUUUUGCAUCCUUUGUUGACCUCUACCGGCCGAAGUACGGCGUGUUGGAGAAUGUACCUGGGAUGGUCCACAAGAAGGACGACCGAGACCGAGACGUCUUCAGCCAGCUCAUCUGCUCUCUCGUCGGCUUGGGCUACCAGACGCAGUUCUUCUACCUGGACGCAUCGUCUUGCGGGUCGCCGCAGCGCAGAUCCCGCAUCUUCAUCGUGUUUGCCGCCCCAGGACUCGAGCUGCCCGACAAACCGGUGCAAACGCACUCACACCCUCCCAACACGAAAGAGCAUGGGAUCGGAUGGCUGCCCAACGGCCAGCACAUGGCAAGCCGAGAAAUGCCGGCGGCCACGCCCUUCAAGUUCGUCUCUGCGGCAGAAGCGACCGCUGACCUGCCGCCGAUAUACGACGCCAAGCCCGACAUCUGCGUCCCUUACCCGGACCACCGCUCAACAUCAAGCAUGUCAGACUUGCUGCGGGCUCGCAUAUCAGCCAUCCCGACACGACCAUGGGGCAUGAACUUUUCGCAAGCGUGGUUUGGAGAGAAGAAAGUCGGCGGCUCCGGCACGAUGACGGCAGCCGAGCGCGAGCUGUUCAUCGGGACGAAGGGCGAGGGCAAGCAGCCAAUGUCGACGCAGCCCAACUCGAAGUCGUACGGAAGGAUGUUCCCCAACAGGCUCUUUGAGACUGUGGUGACGAGGCAGACGCUGGGUGACGCCAAGAACGGGCGGCUGCUCCAUUGGCGAGAGAAUAGGCUCGUAACCAUCAUGGAAGCGCGCAGGGCACAGGGCUUCCUCGACGAAGACGUCCUGCUCGGCGACCCGCCAACGCAGCACAGGAUCGUAGGCAACAGCGUUGCGAGGCAGCCUGCUGUGGCUCUUGGUGUGACGUUUCGCGAAGCGUGGGUGGCGAGCCUCAAGAGGAACAGAGAGCUGCAGCGCGCGAGUAGUAGCUGUGCUGCUGCCGAGGAAGCUGGCACUUUCACGGAGGACGAAAAGACCCGAAGGAAGGAAAAGCAAACAGAGAUGUGA